AUGAAUUCCCUGAUAGUCGUGUACUUUAUGUUAUUUUGCUUCUUCAUUGGUCCAUUCUCCAAAGUAAUCACUACAGUAAUGGAAACAUCAGAUAACUAUGAGCCCGUCAGGCUGCGACGAGGCUUCGGCUUUAGAAAAGCAGUUUGUGGAUUGAAAAAUGGCGUAUACCUGGAGAAAUGGGACCGAAUUGAUUUUAAACGCGUUAAGUUUCUGUUGGCUGAUGAACGAUUUCCAAACAUGCCAAGUUUUUCAACAUGUGUUCCAACGUUUGAACAGCCCUCAAACUGGGGAGACUUCUUUGGCUCACGUUUAAGGACGUAUUUUGUUCCUCUUCAAACUGGAAACCACUACUUCUUUCUUUCUUCCAAUGCUGGGAGCGAACUGUUUAUGAGCACAAACGAUAACCCAAAGACCAAGACAAUGAUUACUUACGUAGAUGGAGGAUUUCCCACUGGCCAGUAUGAGUAUGACAGGUUUCUCAAUCAAAAGUCGUUGCCGAUUCGUUUGAUCAAAGGAAAAUAUUAUUACAUGGAGGCUAUUUUCAAAGACGAUCAUCAGAAGGAUCACCUGGAAGUUGGAUUAGAGACACCCAACGGAUUAUUUUACAAAGUAAUACCCUCCAUGUUUUUAUGGACCGAAGCGAAAUCAACAAAAAACGCAACCGCUCUGGCAGUUUUGAUUAAGACAGCAGCGCGAGCCGGAGCAGCAGCUGGUUUAUCAUUCGGGGCGAAGUGGGCGAGUAAGAGUGGAGCAAACGCGGGAGCUAAAGCUGGUGCGAUGGCAGGAGUGAAGGCUGGGGCAUCGGCUGGAGCUGAAGCAGGCGAGCAAGCUGCCAUCAGAACAAUAAAGAAAGCGCUAGAGGAUUCUCUAAAUCUUCUUCAUGGUGACUCUUUGCACAAAUUUAACAUAAUCAUAAACAAUGGAAGCGUCACGGCCGUUACCGGUCCAGGAAUGGGUGGACUGAGUACCACCACAACUGGAGAGGCAAGUGCAGGCACUGGUGCGGGAUGGGGUGGAGGUGGUGGCGGGGGAGGGGCUGGCGUUGGUGUUGGGGUAGGUGGUGGCGCUGGUUCGCCUGGUAUGGCUGGAACAGCUGGUGCAUCAGGCACAGCUGGUAUUGCUGCUGGUGUAGCGGGAAUGCCUGGAUUUACAGGAGGUGGGGCUGCAGGCGGAGGUGCGGGUGAAGUUGUAGGCGGAGGAGCAGGAGUAGAGGGAGGGGGAGGUUCCAUAAGUGGAGCAGGAGGUGGAGUUGCUGCUGAAGCUAGUGUUAGUAGUGGAGCUGUUAGUGGAGCUGCUGCUGGAAAUGGUGCUGGAGCAAGUGGCGCAGCUGGUGGUGGAGGGAUUGGGAGCACGAUUGGUGGUGUAGGUGGUUCUGAAGCAGAAGGAAUUGUAGGUGUGGUUUCAACCAGCGGAGCGACGAGUGGGUAUUCAACACGGCGUGUAGUCACUUACAUACCAAAAGCAGGAGAAGAUCCACAGACCAUUGCUCGAGCGCUAGUUUGGAAAGUAGGAGCUGCGAGCAAAAUUGUAGAUAGAGGAUUAUACAGCGUCCACUCGUACUUCACUCCCUACACACAGGAGAACGGAACCCUAAAUUUCUGCUGGCGAUCGCUCAAUGGUGACGUGAAUUUAGAUCGCUUCUGCCAUGUCUUUAGAGCUCAUAUUCCUGGGCUGUACAAGCAAGCUGAAGAAAAAAAUACCACUGUAUCGUUUGAGUCAGUUUGUCUACCAGGAUAUUUUGUGAGGCAGAAAAAUUACCACUUUAUUCUUCAGAAAAGAGAUGGAUCAGAACUAUUUGAUAAAGACAGUUCAUUCACUCCCUUUUCUGUUAUGAAGUAUACCAGGAAUCUUCUACUGCAGUCAUUUCACAAUGAUUGGUACAUGUGUCAGACGCCUAACGAAGGCAAUUCUAUACACAAGAACCCUACCAUACUGCUGGACUUUUAUAAUGGAGAUCCAGAUGUCCUCGCUCGCUGCACGUUUUUAUUUCACCCCAUCGCUCAAAAUGAAAAUAAACUGACGUGGUGUAAGAACGUGUUAGGACCAGUAGAAUUUCCGUCCAUAAGUGGUCAACCGCUGCCUCAUCCUCCCUUCUUAAUUCCACCGGCAACAGCCCAGGCCCCUGCCCUUCCCUCUUGUAUACCAUUAUGUCCUCCAGGGACUGAGGGUGGAUUAAUUGAACAGGAAACAAGCGUUGGACCCUUAACACCAAUUAUUCCUUCACCACCUGAAUUUUCACAUGGACCAUCUUUCCUCCCGAAGAUGUGUGUUGCGGUAAACUUCAUUAACAAAGUUGGUUCUCCAUUUAAACUUUACUCGUCUCUUAAACACGAGGGAUAUCUAGUCAUUGGACCUAGCUUUAAAUUAAAACUGAUAAUAAAUCGACCCGAACUGCAUAGUCAAGUGACAUUCUACGCCGAAGAUCUUUCCAGAAAACAAAGAAUUCUUCUAAAUGAACGCUUAAGCAUAUCAAAGCCAGUGGUCGCUGAUUGUCCCCAAUUCGAGGACGUAUUUGUUACGGCAGAGCGAGUAUCCCCCUCAAUACCGGUUCCGGCACCACAACCAGCAUCAGCGGCACCUUCUCCUUCAGUAGGAACUCAAGCCGUUGCCUCCUCGUCUUCUCUGGUUUCGGCGCCACCCCUUCCCGCUCCCUCGCCAUCAGCUCCCGUCUCUCUGCCUGCGGCUCCACGUCCUCCACCUCAAGCAGGUGUCUCCGCAGCAGUUCCAGCCAAUCCCGUUAUACCUGGGGCUCAUCCUUCUCCUGUGUUUAUGUGUCCCGUGCCUGCCACCCCUUGCAUCCCAGAUCCACAUCCUCCAGUUUCUUCAGUUCACGUUCCCCCGCCCCCGGGACAAACGAAUGCUCCAUCACCAGUAGCCUCGCCCUCUCCUCCUGAAGCUCCAAACGUUCUUGUCACGACAUCUCAGGAAGGUGAUACUCAUCCAAUUCACUAUCAUUACCAUUAUCACGGGCCAAAAGCACCUACCUAUGUAAAUGAGGAGGAUGAAGAGAACUAUGAAGAUAUGAUGUUCAUCUAGUAGUGAAAAGAAUUAUGGG
Molecule: messenger RNA, 3055 nt
Organism: Pocillopora verrucosa
Lineage: Eukaryota; Metazoa; Cnidaria; Anthozoa; Scleractinia; Pocilloporidae
Source: RefSeq, a predicted model, not a curated record